Messenger RNA from Amoebophrya sp. A120, 11353 nucleotides. The record is from the annotation of a GenBank genome assembly. Lineage: Eukaryota; Dinophyceae; Syndiniales; Amoebophryaceae.
AAGUCAAACAGGGAAGUCAAAGAGGUGCACGAGCACGUGCGCGCAGAAGUCAGAGGUCGUGAGCAAAAUGAUAUGCGCCCCAAGUAUACCGCGUAGCCUGUAGCGGCCCAGAAAACAAAAAUGGGCGGUAUUGUCUCGAAGAAGAAAGAGGAGCCUCCUCCGCCUCCACCGCCACCGCCGAGGCGCGUUACCGAGGCAGAAAAACCGAAGGCGAAGCCAAAAGCCCCACCACCUCCCCCGUCGGCCCCCGAUGUAAGACUUUUGUUCACAGCAUGCCAGUUCGCAUGUCAACGCAUGUUUUUUGCUGGGCUCCUUGCGAUCUUUUUCAAUAUUGCGUUGACUCUUGCUUUCAAAAUUUAUACAGGAGGGCAUCUUUGGGCAGGCACGGGAGCUCAAUACGCUCCUCCUUGGCGGAGAGGACAGUACCUACCAGUUUACCUAUACGGUGGAACUGGACCGGCGGCAGUUUCUCACCUACCUGACGGAACCGCGGGCCUUUAAGAUGCCCGACUUCGAGAAGGAGGAAGACUCGGAUGACGAGGAGGAGACGGCGUUUCAAGCGCCGCUCGAUCCCCGGGACGUGCUACUGCGGCAGCCGCACGAGCCACCAGGCUCGCGACCGAACAAGGCACCCAUGCUCAAAGCGGGGUUGGCGCUGUCCGCAGCGAGAAGUACACUGAAGUUUAUUUUGCGUUGUGACAUGGCUGUCGGUUGUCUUUUUCUUUUAUGUGCAGCGGCCCUGGUGUGCAACAUGCGCGUUCUUGAGUCUAGAGAAAAAUGUUGUCAGGCUUCAUUUUUUUCUAAACUGAAUCAAUCAACAGGUGCGAAAAACUCGCCAGCAAAGAAGAAAAAGAAGAAGCCCACGACGGGGUGGAGACAAACAAAUCAGCGCGUGACGUUCAAACCCGAGAACGCCAUAUUACCCGGUGGGCAGUACUAUCUCGGAACAGAUGAGCAGUUCACCAAAACGUACGAGCCUUGGGGGAUCAAGUUCGACCUGCACAAAUUUCCGCUGCAGGUGGAGAAAAUUCAGUCCGGGUCGGUGGCGGACGAGCACGCGGCGCGGCACCCCCAGGACACGAUCGAAACGGGGGACUUGCUCGUGGAGAUCAAUGACAUGCUAUCGAAAGGAAAAAUCCCCCCUCCCCAUAUCGAAAACGAAAUUUGUGAUGCUGUAUUUGAGGCCACAAAUCAGAUUUGUCUUGCUGGCGAGGACUGCAGGCCCAUAUCAGGCCUGAGUAGACAAGUUUUGGCCUAGGCGCUUAGCAUGGCAGACGUCGUCGCUGUAGGAGCAACAGCAUGACAAACCGCCUGUAGAAUGUGGCGGAGCCUGUAGACUUGCCUUCAUGCAAUACAGCGACGAUUUGUGGUCUCAAAUCUGCAUCACAAAUUUUCAGAAGUGUCCCGGUUUGGUAUGGGGAGGGGGGAUUUUUCCUCACAAUACAUGCCAGUCUGUCCCUCCGCCGGAGUGUACCACCAACGGCGAAAGACGAACAUGAGCGCCAAGGAAAUUAGGGAAGAAGAGGAGCUGGCCAAGAUGAGCGUAGUUGUUGUUUUGUUGUUUUCGAACUAGCACGUUAUUUACCGUUUAUGUUUUUUGUUUUCCGUUGCAGUUUUUACAUCGGUUUCUUUGUUUGUUCCCGACAAGGUGAUGAAAGGUGUUUGUUUGUGUUUAGGGCUGCGAAACGACAGUGGAACCUCGAUACUUGACAGGAAACGCGUCUCCGUGCACGGGAAGAGGCGUUUUCACGAAAGCAAGUGGAAGACAAACCCAAUCCCGUAGCCGAGGGCGAGGAGGGCGAGAAGAAAGAAGGCGAAGCUGGAGCGGAAAACGCAGAAAAAGAAAAGCCUGAGGAAAAUAAAUCGCUCACUGUUGCAGCCGCAGAGGUGGCGCCGGCGCGACCCCGCCGGGGUUCGCUGCUGCUGAACGCAAGCAGCACGGACUGGCACGGCUACGACCUGUCCACGGUUGCGCGCAUGGGCCCGAGUGGGAACCGGUUCGGGUUCUACCACUCCGAGAGCGACGUGGUGAAGCCGAUUGACAACCUCGCCUGGGACCAAGAGGAGGCGUACAGCCGGCUCGACGUGGUCAACAAGGAACUGUUUGACCUGUAUUACUACACGCCCAAGGUGAAGCUGCGGUUCGUGCGGAUGAACCUGCCCCAGUACGACGCGGGCCACGGGUUCUCCUACACAUUGAACCUGGUCCGCAAGCGUCAGCCCGCCGGCAUGCAGAAGACCCCGUGGGGGAUCGUCUUCCACCUCGACUGGGAAGAAAUCCCGGCCACCGAGAUGAUGGGGGACACGUUUUACACUAACACGUCGGGGACCACCAGUUUCGACGACACCGCCUCGGUGCUGGAUUCGGAGUCCGACCCGGGCGACCGCCAGAAGCAGGGGCUAGACCGUUUCGUGUCCGCGGCGCACGGACAGCAACAGCACGCGUUCGGCGGCUACCAAAACUACGAGGGCGGGCACAUGGCGAGCGAGCCCAGCAGCCGGGUGCGGAAGCAUCCACCGGCGCACCAGAAGAAGCGGCCGCUGGCCUUGACGGACAUUGACGAGGUGGUGGAGCAGGCUGCUGACGUAAGAAGCGCGCCGAGGGCGUCGUCCUCCUCUGCUUCCUCUAGCAGUAGCAGCAGUCGUGGCCCCAGCAACGGGCUGCAGAGGGGUUCAUCAUCGAGGGAAGGCGAGCAUUACGCGGAGCCGCCCCGGCGGCGGGACGUCAGCACGCGGGGCAGCGGAUACUCCCUGGACGAGGAGGAGGAAGAUGAAGACCCGGAGGACGGCAUGCCGCCAAGUGGACACCUGCGGUACAAUCCGCUAUCCCUGAGUCACACGCGGCGGUCGUACGAGGAGGAGGACGACGACCUGCUGGACACGCAAGAGCACCUGCCGGAGAGCGCACGGCUGCCACCGCCCGCGCAGCGACCGGUGCAUCAUGACCUCCCGAGGAUGAAGCCGGCGGAAACUACCGCCGCAAAACCGCGGCCGGCUCGCCGACGGCCCGGGACCAAGGAAGAGGACGAGGAGGAGGACCACCUGCACAUGAGCUACCAACCCACGCAGCCGUUCCCCGACUCGCUGCUCGGGCUGGGGGGCGCCGGCGAGGAGAAGGGCGAGCGCGGCGAGGAGUUCACCGGCACCGCGGAGGGCAGUCGCAGCGUGGAGCACACGCGCAGCAGCAGCUCGUCGAGUCAGCCCUUCAUGCGGCAGGCGCCGGAGGAGCCGCGCCUGAUCGGCGCGGAUCACUUGCUAAACCGCAGCACGGCCGAGGGCUACGGCUUUGGGCGCAACCUGCGGCUGCGCCGGGUGAUCAAGGUGCACAGCAUCGAGAAGAGCACCGUUGCGAGUCGGUGGAACGAGCAGGACCCGGACGUCCGGGUGUUACCCGGGGACAAGGUGAUGAAGGUGCAGGGAGUGGACGUCUCCAGCAUCCCCUGGGACUUUUUGCUGCUGCCGCCCUACCCGGACGAGGAGGAGUUGCUCGCGGGGCAGGAAGAGGAGGAGCGGUCCGAGCGGGCGGCCAAACGGAAGCAGGACGCGAUGGCGGCCAGCAGCACCGGGAGCUUCGGCGGCGGCAGCCCCCUGUCGCGGUACUCGCGCCGGCACAAUGAGGUGGACGUGAACAUGACGAUCGAGGACCCGACGCCGGGCCCCGCGGGCGCCGCGUUCGAACGAAAGAUGGAGGAGUGGAAGCUACAGGUGGUGGAGCAGUUCAACCAGCACCGCGCCCUGUCCACGAUUUUCGAACUCGUCAUCGAAGUGCUGGCCGAACCGUCGACGCAGGCGGAAGCGACCGCGCGGCAGAAGCGCAACUCCAAGUUGCCCCCGCGGCUCCGGCAGAGAAAGUUUCGCACGUAUUUGAAGUGCAAGGCAAACUACUUUCCGCGUGAUUUGGAGCUGGAAAUGGACCUGUACCGCUACGACCCGGAGGCGGCCAUCCGGAAGCACACGAAGCAGACCCUCCGGUCCCCGCGGCGCAUGCUGGACUUCAUGGAAUCGGAGGGCGGGGUCAAGCCGCUGCCCAAAACGCAAUCCCCGCAGAGUCCGAUGCACCGGCCGAGCCCGCCGGGAUCGCCGGACGCGGGCAAGGAGCUGGCCUUGAAAGAGAUGGAGGAGGAGGUGUUUACGUACGAAGCGCCUCCCACGCUGGAGGUGCCCACCGCCCUCGCGAAGUCAAGGUUCAAGGUGUUCUUGAACCGCAGCGCCGUGGACCUGCCGUGGGGCAUCUACCUGGACGAGAGGUUUGCGACGCUGAACAUUUACAUCGUGCAGGAGAUCGAGGAGCAGGCCGAGGUAUGGAUUGCAAAAAUGUCUGGGUCUGGAAGAAUGCAGGACUUUGCCAUGCAGAUUUCGCAUGACCCAUGAGGUCUGUCAUGCAUGCCCUAGCAUCAGACAUUUUGCGAGGGCUUUCUGAUGCUCAUACCGCAUGAGAAAUGCCCUCUCCGCGUAGCGCCAAUUACACCUUUUUUGCUGUUCAUGCAAUACAGAUUUUAUGUAGAGUCCAAAUGCAGCAUCACAAGUUGCAUUCUUCCAGACCCAGACAUUUUUGCAUUUGAUACGAGGCGCCGGUGUGCCAGUGGAACGAGUACGUCCAGUAUCAAAGGCAAAAGUGUCUGGGUCUGGAAGGAUGGAACUUGUGAUGCGUCCUGUGGGUCACACAAAAAGCUGUGUUGCGUGAUCACCAAAAGUUGUCCUUUUUUGACCAACCUGAGCGGGAGUUUCUCAUGCAGGAUAGGCAUGAUAGAGACUUCGCAGAAUCUGUCAUGCUAGGUCCUGCAUUCCAGAUGUCAUGGGGCAUGGAAAAUAUGCAUGACGAGUCUGCAUUCUUCCAGGCCCAGACAUUUUUGCAUUUGAUAUCAAGGACGUCGGGGCCUUCGGGUGCCAGCUGCAAACGGGGGACUUGGUUCUCUCGUUCAAUGACAAGUCGGUGUGGCACGAGGCGGAGGGCGAGAUUCAGCACGGGCUGAGGCUGGUGCUCGAGUGCUACCGCCCCCCCUACAAGCCCUGCGCCAUGACGAGUCCGCCCUUCCUGCAGACCAACGAGAAGUUGCUGGACGUGUGCUGGGCCCGGUCGCGGUUCUUGACCACCGUGUACGACGACGAGGAGGCGCUCGCGAACACCCCCGACGGGGGGCUGCGGGACACGCACUACUGCGUGGUGCUGCACUCGUUGUCGCCGGACCGCUGGUACAUCGUGGACGGCGCGACCCGGAAGGCGCAGGACAUCUCUACAGUGUGCCACGCCAUCCCCGCACCGGUCUUGUCCGUCAGCGUCAUCAAUUUGCCGUCGCUGCGCAGGUACAGGCAGUUGCGGUUUUUGUAUGCUUGUUUUGAAUUCAUCUCGACUUGUUGUUUUAUUUUCGUCAUUCUUUUCAGUACGAGUACUUACGCGUUUUUGACGGCUCUUCCUUCACACUGUACAACACACAGUUACGAGGCCUAUGUGGCGAUUCGCAACAGCCAGGGCUGGAGUCCGUUUUCCAAGGUGAGCAACCGCGAGCGGUUGGAGAAGUUCAUUCAGCUGAAGAUCGUCCAGAAAAAGAACGACGGCAUCGCCGCGCAGAUCCGGUUCGUGUGCGUGCUGGAGGGCCCGGACCGGGCGCCCCUGUUUGCGGACCCGGAUUUGAACGCGCCCCUGCACAAGGAGGGCGUGGCGGCGGGCAGCAUCAUCGAGGGCACCGACCUGAAGAACGGGUGGAUCCGCAUGGAGAAGUCGAAGGGCGGUAUUUUGUGGCAGCGGUACGCCCGGUCCGAGCACUUCAUGCUCGAGGCGGAGCUCUACAAGCAGCAUAAGCUGUUGGUGCUCGCCCCCACGUCGUUAUGACAGUGCACAACUCCCCCCCUCAUUUGUCAUGCAAAACGCCAAAUGCAGUCACUGCCCUGUGGCACUGUUUGCAUGACAAAUUUCGGAAGCCCGAACAGUACUACAUCAGGCACAUAAAUUUGUCAUGCGUAGGCUCCGCGUGUGCUGGUGUUUGUAUUGCUGUUCAUGCCAUACAAAUUAGCGGGAGGGGGGGUUGUGCACUCUCAUAGUCGUUCGAGACGCUGGUCGGCCGCUUCCCCACGGACGCGCCGCGGUCGCUGGAACCGCAGCCGCUCCCGAUCUCCCUCGCGGGGCUGGACCGGCAGUUGGUGCAGGAGCACUACACCACCAUGAAGGAGUGGCGCGAGUACUACCGCCGGGUGGAGCGGGAAAAGGUCGAGGCCGCGAACGCCAAGAAGGUGGCCGAGCUGCUUGGCGCCGCGGAAGAACAGAAGCGGUUGGAGGACGAGCGGGAGCACCGGCUGGCGUCGCAGAAGUUUUUUCGCGUUAACGAGGUGCUGGAAGCCGUCGAGGACGGGGUUCCGCGCGACAUCAAGGACAUGUUCAAGAAGCGGGUGGAGACCAGCGACCGCGCGAAGCUGGACAUAUGAGGGUGCACAACUCUCUUUCCCCCUCUUUUGUCGUGCAAAAUCCCAAAUCCAGUUGCUGCCUUGUGGCACUGUUUGCAUAACAAACUUCGGAAGCCGAAACAGUACCACGCUGAGAGCAUGAACUUGUCAUGCACAGCAUCCACGAGUGCUGGUGUUUGUAUUGCCUUUCAUGCAAGACAAAUGAGGGAGAGCGGCAGUUGUGCACUUUCAUAGGACAACGUGACUACCUACAAGGCGGUGCUGGUCCGCAAGAUGCCGGAGGAGGACUGGGGCAUCAAGUUCGACCCCCGGCUGGAGCAGGCCGGGCAGAAGGUGAUCCGGAACGUGAUUAUCGAUUACAAGGUGCCGAACGUGGUCACCCGGUGGAACCGGCUGCAGGCGGAGCGGCGGAUGCCGUACCUGGAGGUCCGGGUCGGCGACCGGCUGCUGGCGGUGAACGGAAAAACUUCCAUUUUCGCCAUGGACGAACAGAUGGAGCGCAGCAAGGAAAUCCGGUGCGAAUUCUGUCGCACGGGCGACGCGAGGAGGCCCUUGCCGGACCGCCGGCACGCGGGGAACAAGGAGGAACUACUGGCGGGCGCACAGUUCGACAAAGACGUGCAGGUACUUUUUUUACGUAGAAGUCAUGGUGGGGUUCUGGUUUUUGUUUUUCGACGAAAACGUUUUUUUUACUUUCAGAGUUGUGUACUCUUUAUUUUGGCACGGUGCGCAGUUUCUCUUUCUAUGUGUUUUCAGCAUGAAACCCAGGUCUUCAACAGCGACGUGAUGCGGGAGCCGCACCGGGUCUUGUUCAAGAGUCACGAGCCGCUCGGGUUCGCGAUCGACUGGCGGUCGGGGUUCCCGUUGCGCGUCAAGUACGUGGCGAAGGGCUCGAUGGCCCUGAAGAUGGGCAUGCAGGAAAACGACAUCAUUUUUGCCAUCAACGGCCAGGUAUCAAAUGUAAAAAUGUCUGGGUCUGGAAGAGUGUAAACUUGUCAUGCAGAUUUUCCAUCACCCAUGAGGUCUGGAAUGCGGGACUUAGCAUGACAGCCUCUGCGAGGUCUCUGCCAUGCCUAUCCUGCAUGAGAAACUCCCUGCCAACUUCGUCGAAAGUGAACAGCUUUUUGCACUCAUGCAACACAGAUUUUUGUAUGCUUGAGAUUUACCAUGACAAGUUACCACCUUCCAGACCCAGACAUUUUUGCAAUGCAUACCAGGAGGUUCUAAAGCGCCACUUCGAGGGCCCGGAGGGAACCGAAGGGUGCAGGAAGCAGAUCGAUCCGGCCUUACGGGAACGACCAUUGGAGGUUGUGCUGCACAGAGGUACAAUUGUGCUUACUUUUAUUUACUGCGAUCUGUUAUUUGAAUUCACCCGUUGUAGUUUUCCGCAGAAAUAAGGAUCUACGCGACUAUAGCUUUAGCUUGAAUCUGAAGUUGUAAGUAUCCGAAAAAAGUGACAAGGUCUUGAAAUUAUUAGGCGGGACCUAUAUGAUCAGGCGUUAAGAACGAGAAAAAUAGAAUAAACGCAACACAUCAUCAAAAUACAAUUAUCCAAACCCAGCCAUCCGUUUCGAGAUGUUGAAGUGCUUCCCGCCCCGAGCGAAGACCGUGAUUCGAAUGAUAGUGCCGGAGGGUAUUCGUCUGGGCUUUACGUUCGACGUCGACCAGAUGCCACCACCGGUGCGGCACGUGAAGCCGUUUUCGCGCGCGAUGCGCACCAAUGUGCACAUUGCGGACGCGCUAGUGGCGGUGAACGGGCAGAAGGUGGCCAACUACAUGCUGGAGAGCUACUCGGGCAUCACCGGAACCGGGCACACCAUCCUGGACCAGCUGCUGGCGGAGCGACCACUGGAACUGAUCUUCGAGCGCGGUCACUACGAGCUAUCAAAUGCAAAUAUGUCUGGGUCUGGAAGGAUGUAACUUGUGAUGCUGCGUCUGGAUUCUACAAAAAUCUGCAUUGCGUGAACAGCAAAACAGGUCUAGUUUUUGCCACGUCGAGAGGGGGGGGAAGCCCUCGCAAAAUCUGUGAUGCUAGGGCAAGCAUCACAGGCAUCAGGAGUCAUACAAAAUGUGCAUGACACCAGACCCAGACACUUUUGCACUUCAUACGGGCCGCCCUACCCCGAAAACUUCAUCAUCACAAAUUGCGGCUUCGCCUACGAUCCCGAAACUGUUAUCACUUUCACGCUCGGCGGCCUCGUACCCGCAAGCUUCCGCUACGAAUACAACCCGUUGCGGGAUAUUUUGCCGAGGCUCGGCGCACCGUUGCCGAAAAAUCUGCUGCGGAAAGGUAGAGAUGAAUAGAUGAUAGAGAAAAUGCAUAGAGUAGGUGGAACCCUUAAAAACGUUAACAUAAGUACUUACUUCCACGCCACACUUUCCUUAUCAGAUCUCUGCGUAGUUAGUUCCUCGUGCGCGACAGUUUUUGACUUCUUGUACCCGUGAGUAUCUAUCUGUAUCAAAAUCCGCUCAAGGUCUUCGGGAGGGCGACUUCAUCCUGGCGAUCGACGGGAUCAUGUUUUACGACUUCGAGAAUUACGAGCACGAGUUCCCGACAAAGCUGUACGCGCCGGACGAGAAAAAGAUCAAGUUCAUGCUGCACGACGAGGACCGCAUGUUCACCAUCGGCGCCCUGCGCCUGCAGUCGCACUGGCGCGGCCACCACGCCCGGAAAAACGUGUACGCCAACCUCAAGGCGAAGGCCAUCGAGGAAAAGUUCACGAAGAUGAUGAUGAACAAGAUGGCAAACGUGGUCCGGUCCGAGGAGGACGAGCAGGCAAUCAAGGAGCGCAUGGUAGUGAAACUGCAGAAGGCCUGGCGACGCCGACAGGUCAUCAAGGAGGCGAAGCAGCGAGCGUACUGCUUUAAUACUGAAGAUUUACUUGCUCAUGAUACUUGGUUUUCUUGGAUUCAAUAGUUUCUUGUUCUUCCGGUUGUUGUCUCUUGAAGGGAAAUAUCAUAUGAUCUUUUUGAAAAAUCUAAUCACGACCUCUAAAUUGCACAGCCGCGAAAAGGAGAUAGAGGCGGCGCUGCGGGGGAGUGGCGGGCAGCUGAUGCUCGACGAGCAUGGAAAUAUGGUGCCGGUGCCGGUCUCCCCCCACGCCCACAUUCUGCUCAACAAGCAGCCCACCGGACCCCUGGUGGACAUUCCCGAAAGCGAGGGCUUCAGUUCCAGCGGCGCGUCCGAUCAGGAGGUGAUCGGGUCCACGCCGUUAGCGCUGGCUAAGCCGCCGCCGUUCUCGAGUUACUUCGUGAAGUUGAGUCGCGAACCGAACCAGAAGUGGGGCAUCGCGUUUGAUAUCGACCGCGGCAUCCUGAUCAACGUGACGACGGACGGGAUGUUUGCCAGCUGGCGGGACAACAAGGUCACUGUGGGCGAUAUCUUGUAUUCCGUCAACGGACAAGUGGAACCGCGCAAGUUCUACGAAAUUCUUGCAUCCGCAAAGGACGUCCGGGUACUUACAAUUUUUUUUGCUCCAAGUUCAGUUGUACGGCCCACGUUGUUAAGAUUGAGUUUUUUUUACUGGGUGAAUUCUUUCCGAGAGUCAAAAAUUUUUGCUGUAUGCGGUGCCUGCUUCCAUGCAGAGAAUAUUAUGCUGGAUGAAAUUGAAUCUAUUGUCGGUCAUUCCUCCUCCCAGGUGGAGUUCCGACGGCUGCGCACGGCGGAGAACCGUGCGCCCUUCGAGGCUACAAUCACCCGGCAGAGUGCAGAUGAGAAGUGGGGCCUGAUCCUGGACAUGGGUACGGGGGAGAUCACCCGCAUCACCGACAAGGGGCCGUCCGCGCGGUAUAACCAGGAGGUGGUGCGGGCCACCGCGAGCAAGUCAAACUGUCUGCACCCGGGGGACAAGGUGCUCGCGGUCAACAAGGUGCCGUUGGGAGGCUAUCAAAUGCAAAAAUGUCUGGGUCUGGAAGAAUCCGAACUUGUGAUGCUGCAUUUGGAUUCCAAAAAAAUCUGUAUUGCAUAAGCAGCAAAGGGAAUGCAAUUUUGGCUACGUGGAGAGGGCAUUUGUCAUGCGGAAUUGGCAUCGCGAAGCCCUCAAAAAGUCUGUGAUGCUAGGGCAUGCAUCACAGAAAUCAUGGCCCAUGCGAAACGUGCAUGACAGGUCUCAGAAUCUUCCAGAACCAGACAUUUUUGCAUUUCAUAGAGGCCAAGACGAAACCAUGUUUCAGGGAGUACAGCUGCAACUCUUCGUGGUCCCCCGCACCUUCGAGCAACUGCUGCCAAGCCGGGCCGCCGCGCUCUAGACGGCAUGGAAUUAAUAUUCGUAUAGCUGUUCUCGAACUACAUUUUAGAACUGUAGUUCAGUAGUUUUCAACAUCAAUCCUUGUUGAUAACAACGAACAACGUACAAGAUGGCUGUAGUUGAUAUAGCUCGAAUGAUGUUUGUUGCAGGUGGGCUCGUGUGGUCGUAGUUCCCGAAUGUACAACUCUAAUCGGCGUUGCGAGCGCGACACGAAUGCUGAUUUUUCUGUCCAAUGAACUAUCUAAUAAAUUCGUUUCUCUUCACUAAUGAACUCUAGAAUUCGAUUUUGGUUUCAAAUGAACUGUAAUCGCAACUGUAAUAAAACAAGCGCUAGUUGAGAUACUCACUGCAACGCUCGAGUUGUCUGGCGCCUGACGGACAGCAGAGUGUGAGCGAUGGUAGAUAUGAUCGCAAGCAGAAAACAAAGUUUGGUCCUUCGUAUCUUACAAGAGCAAAAAACCGUUAUUUUCGUAGAUUCACACCCAAUUGCAGAACAGACGUGAGUCUGGAUAAAACGCUGAUUGUAGAUUCUUCACCGCAUUCUUUUUGGAUGGAAAUUAGGCUCUGCUCGUAAACAAUUGCAUUUCAAAGAACGCCGUAUUCUCGUCUGUACAAUAAAAGAAGGAAAAGAACAAGAAGAAGGAAUAGGAUAAUGUCCGUAAGUCAGGACUUAGUCUUGCGGCUUUCGGCGCGGAUCGGUCGAGCGG